Molecule: messenger RNA, 7731 nt
Organism: Equus quagga
Lineage: Eukaryota; Metazoa; Chordata; Mammalia; Perissodactyla; Equidae
Gene: SPATA31H1
Product: chromosome 5 C2orf16 homolog
Exons: 2
Coding region: 1-7731 (2576 amino acids)
Source: RefSeq, a predicted model, not a curated record
AUGGUAAAAUGUGGACAGCUGAUCCCAACUGUGAACUCAAUAGAACUGGCCCCAGAACUCCAACUGCAGAGUAUAAAGUCUAAUGAGUUGGCCCCCACACCACGGCUGCAAAGUGGGAAAUCUGUGCAACCAGCCCCAGGGGCUCAGCUUCAAGGUAUGAAAUCUGUCCAAUUAACCCUAGGACCACAACAGCAAAGUGAAAAAUCUGCUGAUUUAGCCCCAGCGUCACAGUUGCACAGUAAGAAAUCUAUAGAUUUGACUCCUAGUUCACGGUUUCAAGGUAUGGAAUAUGUUCGUUUGGCCCCACCACCAGAGUUGCCAUGUAUAAAAACUGUGGAGUUGAACCUAAGACCCCUACAGGAAGAUAUGAAAUCUGUGGAGUUGGCCCCAAAGCCAUGUUUACAAGAUAAAAGAUCUGAGGAGAUAGCCCCAGUAGUACUACUUAAAGAUGCGAAAACUCUCCAAAUAGCAGAAUGUAGGAGGUUAAUCCCUGAGACACAAGCAGAAGGUAUAGAAUAUAAGGAGCCAAUCCCAGGGGCACACAUUCAAGCAGUAAAAUCUGUAGAGUUGAACCCCAAAUCAAAUCAUCAAAGCACAAAACCUGAAGGAUUGACCGCAUGGCAUCAAGCUUCAGAAUCUUUAGGGAUGAUCUCAGAGGCAGGAUAUCAAGAAGCAGAAGCAAAGUUGACCUCUGACACUUGUCACCACGUGAAAGAAUCUAUGGGGUGGAUACAACCAUCUUUAGGAAAUACCCCAGGGCCAUUAAGCCAAGCUUCACAAUCUCUGCAGAUGAACUCAAUGUCAUCCCAAGGUACUCUUGAGACAAUGCUCCAAACUGUAAAAGCCUUGGGGAAAACUCCAGUGUCACAACACAAAAUACAAGAACCUCUGGAAUUGGUACCAGGAUCAGAGUGGCAAGGUAUGAAAUCAGAGGUGUUGACUCCAGAGUCCCAAGAUAUGAAGUCUGUUCAUCUGAAGCUAGGACCGUAUUCAGACAUUGUGAACCAUGAGGAGUUGAUCUCAGAACCACAAUUUCAAAGUGUGAAAUCUGUGCCAUUGACCUCAAAACCACAGCCCAGAAGUGUAAAAUCUGAGGAGUUGACUCUAGGGCCGUUAACGCAUGAUAAUAAAUUUGUGAAUUUAACUGCACCACUGGAAGAAUCUAGGAGGUUAAUUCCUGAGACACCGUUACUACACAUUGAAUCAAGGAAACUGACCAUGGAACCAUAUUUACAAGUAAUGAAAUCUGUGGGUCUAACUUCCAGACCAAGGCAUCAAGGCACAGCACCCGCAGAGUUAGCUUCUGAGAUUUGGCCACAAGAGGAGGAAUCUGUGAAGCUGAUCCCACAGCAAGUCAUGGAAACUUCUGGGAUGAUGGCUAGGCCACAUUUUCAAAAGUUUUUAGACAUGACUCCAGAGCUAGGCUACCAAGACAUGGAAACUGUGAGGCCAACUUCAGAAGAUUUGCUCCAAGUGGUAUUAACACAAAAACCAACAGGUCAAGUUAUAGAAUCAGAAAGAAUGACUUUAAGGCCCCAUCUUCAAGUUACUGAGUUGUCAGAGAUACCCCUAAUGUCAGAAUAUGAAAACACAGAAACUGUGGGGUUGGCAUUGUUUCAAGCUAAAAACAUCCAGGAGGCAAUGCCAGUACGACCAUAUUUGGAAAAAGAAGCUCUGGAGUUGACUUUAGGACCAAGGAUGCAAUGUGAGAAAUCAGAGCUACUACCGCAAAAUUUGAAAUCUGUGAAGUUAACCUCUGAGUCAUCCCCAUUAGUGGUAGGACCUAAACAGUUUAUUACAGGACCAAAACCACGUACUGCGGAGUUGACCUCAGAGCCACAGCUCUGGGGAGUAAAGUCCAGGCAGUUGGACCCAGAGCCACAAUUAAAAGAUGUGAACUAUGUUAAUUUAAUUCAACAGUCAACUACUACUGGAGUGGUAGAAUCUGAGAAGCUGAUACAAGAGCCAGCGCCACAAAGUAUAAUAUCAGAGGAAUUGGCUAAGGGAGCACAGCUCCAAGGUGUGAAAUUGACCCUAGGGCCACAGCUGCAAAGUAUCAGAUUUCCCAAGUUAUCUCCAGGGCCACUUCUUCAAGGAGAAAAACCUGCAGAUUUAAUCUCAGAGUCCCCACAUGAAUUGACCCCAGGUUUCCCAAUGCAAGAAAUCAAAUUGUCAGAUUUUACUCCAGGGCCAAAGCAUCAAAGUAUUAUAUCUGCACAGUUGACUCCAGAACCACAACCUCAAGGUAUGACAUUUGUGGAACUAAACUCAGGACCAUGCUUGCAGGAUGUCAGAUUUUCUGAUUUGACCCCAGAACCAAAGCAUCAAGAUUUCAAACAUGUGCAGUUUAUACAAGGAACACACCUUCAAGAUACAAAGUCUGUAGGGUUUGUAACAGAGUCAUCUUUGCAGGUAAGCCAAGGGCUCCCAGUUGAAAAUAUGAAAGCUAUUUUGUCUAUAGACGGAUCACAGUUUCACAGUGUGAAAUCCGUGAAAUUGACCUCAGAAUUACAAUUUCAAGGUAUGAAAUCUGAGGAACUGAAGCUAGGACCAACACAGCAAGAUGUCAAAUAUUCUGAAUUGACUUCAGGGCCAAAGCUUCAAGGUGUCAAAUUUGGGGAACAAACCCCAGGAUCAAUGUUUUAUGGUCUAAAUUCUGUGGAGAUGACUCCAGAGUUAGGGCUUCAAGAUUCUGAAUUAGCAAAGAUGUCUCCAGAGCUUCAAGUCAGGAAACAGGUGGGGCUUAACCCAGGGCCAUGGCUAGAAGAUGUAAAAUUUUGUGAUCUGACAUCAGGAACUCAACCUCAAGGUGUGACAUCCUCAGAGUUAAACUCAGGGCCACAACUACAAUGUGUGAAAUUUUUUGAGUUGACCCCAGAGCUAAAGACGCAAGGAGGAAGAUCUAGGAAGUUGACCCCAGGACCUGAGCAACAAGGGGUUAAGCCUGAGAUGUUAGUACCAGAGCCAGUGUUUCAAGGUAUGAAAUGUGUAGCAGUAGACAAAAUGUCAAGCCUCAAAGGGGACAUUUCUUCUAAAUUAGUCUCAGAGCUACAAACACCAUUUAUAAAAUCUAUGACUAUGACUUCUAGGCUACAGGUGCCAAGUGUUAAUGAUUCUGAGUUGACCAGAAGACUACAGUUACAAGAUAUAAAAUUUUCUGAAUUGGUCCAGGGACCACAGUUGCAAGAUGUAAAACCUGUGGAGCGGAUCCCGACCUCAAAGCUUCAAGGUUUAAAAUCCGAGGUGCUAACCCAAGAACUACAGCUGGAAGAUAUGAAAUCUGUGGAGAUAACCCCAGGGCCAAAGUUGGGAGGUAUGAAAUCUAUACAGUUAACACCAAAGCCACAACUAGGAGAUGUCAAAUCUAUGGUGUUAACCCCUGGGCCACAGAAGAGAGGUGUGAAAGUGGUGGAGCUGACCCCAGGCUCAAAAGUUCAAGGUUUAAAAUCUGAGUUGUUGACCUCAGAGUUAGAGAUAGAAGAUGUGAAAUCUGUGGCCUCAACUCCAAGACAAUGUCUAAGAGGUAUGAAAUCUGUGUUGCUAACUCCAAGUCCACAGAUGGAAGAUGACAAAUCUGUGGAGAUAACCUCAGGGCCACAGAUAGAAGACAUCAAAUCUGUGAAAAUCACCCCAGAUUCCAAGCUUCAAGGUGUUAAGUCUGUUGAAUUGACUCUCCAUUCAAGAAUUCAAGAAUUCAAAACUGUGGAGUUGGUCCCAAGAACACAAGUGCAAGAUGUGAAAGCUGUGGAAUUGAAACUUGGGCCAAAGGUGCAAGGUGAAAAUUCUGUGCCUUUUGCACCUAAGUCAUUGCUCCAAAGGCCUCAACUGCAAGGUGUGAAACCUGAGGAACUGACUUCAGAGCCACAAAUGCAAGAUAUGAAAUUUGUGGAGGUUACCCCCUGUGUAAAGCUUCAAAGCUUAAAAUCGGUAGAGCAGACUCCAGAUCCAGAGCUGCAAUCUUUGGAUUGUGAAUCUGUGAAGUUGACCCCAAGGCCAAACAAGCAGGUAGCUAAAUCUGUAAAUGUAACCAGAAGACAAAAAUUUCAAGGAGCAAAAUUUGUGGAUUUAGCCUCAAGGCAACAUUUUCAAGGGAUGGCACUUGUGAAUUUAACUCCUGGACCAGAACAGGAUGGUGAGAUAUCUGUAAUCUCACCAGAGCAGCAAUGUGUGAAUUCACAGCAAUUGAGGAGAGGGUCUAGGUCAGAAGAUGCGAUGUCUUUGGGGUUAAUUCCAGACUUAAAAUCUAAAGGUGAGAAAUUAGUAGACCUCAACUUUGAGUUACACUCAAAAGGUAUGAAAUCAUUUGAAUUGACUCCAGAAUCAAAUAUUCAAGGUAUAAUACCUAAGGAGUUCAAACUUAAAUCACAGUUGCAAAGCAUAAAAUCCCCCAAGUUGACCCCAGGCCCACUGUUGCACCCAGUGAAAACCUCAGAGUCAACUUCAGAGCCACAGCUUCAAGGUGUGAAAACCGUUGAGUUAAAACAAGAGCCACAGCUUGAAAGUAUGAGAUGUGUUCAGUGGAUACCAGGACCUAACUUCCAGGAUGUGAACUCUGUAAGGUUAAAUCUUGGGUCACAAUCUCAAAGUGUCAAAUCUGCAGAGUUGAAAUCUUUGAUACAGUUAAGAAAUGUGAAGUCAUCUGAGUUGACUCUAGGGCCAAAAAUUCAAGGUGCAACAUAUAUGGAGUUCAACCUUGGGUCACAGUUGCAGAGUGUGAAAACCCCUGAGUUGCCCCCAGGAUCACAGCCACAAAAAGGGAAAUUGUUGGUGUCAACCUCAGAGCCACAGCUUCAAGGUGUGAAAACUGUGGAGUUAAACCAAGAGCCACAGCUUAGAAGUAUGAAAUCUGUUCAGUGGAUACCUGUACCAGAGUUUCAAGGCAUAAAAUCUCUGCUAAAUCUUGGGUUACAAUCUCAGUGUGUCAAACCAGCAGAACUGAAACCUUUGAUACAGUUAAGAGAUGUGAAGUCAUCCACACUGACCCCAAGGCCAAAGCUCCAAGGUAUACCCCAGGAACAUCAGCCGCAAAAUUUUGAUUUGAAACCUUGUCUUCAGGUUAGAAGUAUAAAAUCACGUGACCUGACUUCGAGGUCUAAGCUCUGUGAUAUAAAAUCUCUGUUAUCCAAAUCUAGGCUUCACUUGCAUGCUGGGAAAUCUCCUAAGUUGACCCCAGGACCACAGCUUCAAGUGAAACCCUUACAGUCUUUCCCAGGAACACAGCUUCAAGGUGCGAAGUCUCCAGUGCUUACCCAAGAACCACAGCUUCCUGAGGUGAAAUUUGGGGUAUUAAGCCAAGGGUCACAAUUACAAUGUGAUAAAAGUAUAGAGUUGAAUUCCCCACUACACUUGAAAAGUAUGAUGUCAUCUGAGUUGACUCUUCAGACAAAGCUUCAAGGUAUGAAAUCUGAGGAUUUCAACUCUAAGCCACAGGUGCAAGGUCUAAAAUCUUCUAAGUUGCCACCUGAGAUGAAGUCCCAAGAUAUGAAAUUUACUGAGUUAAACAACAGCUCACCGUUGCAAGGUAUAACAUUUUCUAAAUUGACUGUAGGGACAAAGAUUCGAGGUGUCAAAUCUACAGAUUUCAACUCUGGGCCAUUGUUUCAAGGUAUCAAAUCUUCUGAAGGGACCUCAAAGACAAAGCUUCAAUAUGUAAAACAUAAUGAAUUGAGCCCCAGUCCCCAGUUGCAAGGUGUGAAAUCUUCUGAGUCGAUACUGGGGACAAAGUUUCAAAAAGUGAAACCAGUGGAAUUCAAGUCAGGCCUACAGUUGCAAGAUAUGAAGUCUUCUAGCUUGAUCAUGGGUAUAAAGCUUCAAGAUGAAAAAUCUAUGAAUUCCAGGUCUGGACCACACAUUCAGAGUGUGAAAUCUUCUAAAGUGAUCUCAGGGGAAAAGCUUCAAGGUGUGAAAUCUGUAGAAUUGAAAUCUGGUCCAAAGUUACAAGGUGAGAAAUCUUCCAAUUUGAACCUAGGGAGGAAGUUUUCAGGUGUGAAAUCUGUAGAGUUGGACUCAGGCCCACAGUUACAAGAUAUGAAGUGUUCUGAGCUGAUCAUGGGUAUAAAGCUUCAAGACGUAAAAUCUAUGGGGUGCAGUUCUAGACCACACUUUCAAGGUAUAAAAUCUUCUGAGGUGAUCCCAGGGACAAAGCUUCGACAAGUGAAAUCAGUGUUCAACGCUGGACCACAAAUACAAAGUAAAAAAUCUUCUGAGUUGACUCAAGAGACAAAGCUUCAAGAUGUGAAAUCCUUAGGGUUCAACCAUGGUGCAAAGUUACAAGGUGGGAAAUCUUCUGAUUUAACCCAGGGGAGGAAGCUUCAGGGAGUGAAAUGUGUGGAGUUCAACCCUGAACCACAGAGACAAGGUGAGAAAUCUGACUUGACACUAAAGUGGAGGCCUCAAGAUUUGAAAUCUGUGGAAUUAAAGCCUGUUCUACAGUUACAAGGUGUGACAUCUGCUGAGUUAACACCAGAGACAAAACUUCAAAGCAGAGAAUCUGUGAAGUCCAUCACCACACCAAUGUGGCAAGAUAUGAAAUCUUCUGAGUUGACUCUAGGUACAAAGGUACAAGAUGUGAAAUCUUCAGGGUUCAACUCAGCCCCACAGUUACAAGAUAGGAAACUGUCUAUGUUGACACAAGGGGCACACCUUCAAGGUGUGAAAUCUAUGGAAUUCAACCCUGGGGCAAACGUGCAAAGUGCAAAAUCUUCUGAGUUGUGCCUAGGAACAAGGCUUCAAGGUAUGCAGUUCAAUACUGGACCACAGUUGCAAGAGAUGAAAUCUGAGUUGAGCAUGGAGAUGAAGCUUCCAGAUGAGCAAUUUCUGGAAUUCAACCAGGAACCUAAAUUGAAAGGUGGGAAAUCCUCUGAGCUGAAUCCAGGGCCACUGCAUGAGUGUACAAAUUUUAUGGCAUUCAACACUGGGCCAGAAUUGCAAGGUGUAAAAUCUUCUGAGUUGAAUCCUGGGCCAGAGUGUCAAGGUAUAAAAUCUAAGGUGUUCUGCCUUGGGCCACAUUUCCAAGGUGUGAAUUCUUCUGCAUUCAUUUCAGAACCAAAACUUCAGUGUGUAAAUUCCAUUGGAUGUAACCCUGGGCCACAUUUGCAAGGUGUUAACUCUUCUGAAUCAACUUCAGUUUCAAAACUUCAAGAAAGGAAGUCUUGUGAGUUGAAUCCAGGGACAGAGAUUCAAAAUGAGACAUGUAUAGUGUUCAACCCUAGACCACACUGGCAAUGUCUGAAAUCUGAAUUGAUUCCAGGGUCAAAGUUUCUAGGUGUAGCACCUCUGGAAUGUAACCUUGGGCCACAGAUACAGAGUGUAAAUUCUUCAGAGUUGAAUACAGAGACAAAAUUACAGUGUAUAAAUUCUAUGAAAUACAAACAUGGACCACGCUUGCAAGACCACCAGUCUUCAGACUUGGGGGAGAUGGAGGGUGGAGGGACUUCGUCGCGCAAACGACUGGACCGAGAGGGAGGGGUCCCGGGGUCAGAGAAACCCCACCCACUUUUUCCCGGGUCCUACAACGCAAUCCCGGGGCGGGGUCUCAGAGGCAUCGGAGGGGGGGCUCGUCACGUGACUCACUCGGGCUGCAGCCCCCUCGGAAGCAGCCAGGCGGAAGUAGACGUUCCGAACCGGGCUCGGCGGCGCCGACUCCACAUCCGGGAGAGGAGAGGAGAGCGGAAGUGGCGUUGGUCUGGCCGGAGCCCUUGGGUGAAUUGGUUAGGCGUGGAGAGGGAGUGA